CACCCAGACCCGGCAGCCUCCGACGCCAGCGCCCUGCAUAUGCUCGUCUACAGCUACCUCCUGCACAACAACUGCGGACGCACCGCCAAGGCCUUUGCGCGGACGUGCGGCCUGGCGACCUCUGGGCGCCUGACGAGUCCAUCGGCGCCCGAGCACCUGUCGCAGCUGUUCAAUGCAACCGGCGAGGAGGUGGAGGUUUCGGAGGAGCCGACAACAAAGGGCAAGAGGAAGGAUUCGGGCAUGCCCAAGGAGGAUGUGGUGGGGGACGAGACUGAGAGGGCAAACGAGCUUAUCGAUAACCACAUCGAGUAUCUGCAUAUCAGGCAAGGUAAAGGCUGCCAUUUCUCCAUUGCAUCUUGUUAGUCAGCUGAAAGCCUGCCAUUUCAUCAGGGAGUCAUGCGCUGAAAGGAAUUCUUGGUUGUUGCAUGUAGGAAUCUGCCAUAGUAUUGAGACGGGCGAGCCCGAGGUGGCCCUGGACCUGCUGUCGCAGUACUUCCGCACCGUGCUCAUUCCCGCGCCCUCCGACCACCUGCCCGUGCACAAUCUGCCGCUGCGACGCGAGUUCAACGCGACAUUGCUGCGAUUCCGCCUGGACACCCAGUACUACGUUGAGCUGGUGUCGAACCAGCAGGAGCUGGAUGCGCUAAAGUUCGGCCAGCGGACGCUCUGGCGGUACCCGGAGAUCUUCGACAUGUGGCUGGCGAACACCCUGCUGUUUGCGUCCUCCGGCAACGUGUCAGCCCCCGACCAGGUGGUGCCGCGCGACGAGCUGAAGCAGAAGAAGAACGAGAUCAUGGAGCACAUCACAAACGUGGCCGCGCUGGUUGCAUACCCGGACCCGUCCAAGAGCUCGCUGGCGUUUCUGCUGAGCCAGUCGCGCCGCAAGGAGCUGGCCGCCGAUGUCAACGCCGCCAUUCUGCAGAGCAUGCGGUUCCCGAAGGAGCCGGCCAUGGUGACUAUUGUGCGACAGCUGGCCACCACCAGCGCAUAUCUGGUCGGCGGCAGGGCGUCGAUGCAGAGCAGCGGCGAGGAGGCGCGGAAGCCGUGGCGGCUGGGCACCUUUGUCAACUCCGAGGCAGAUAGCACCCAGCUGGUCGACAGCAGUGUCUAGCAUACCUUCACUUGUUUGCCUGUAAUUUUUCUUGCUUCAAUAUACUGCUGCUGACAUCUUGGCACAUGGCGUAUUGGCAAGUGCGAUGUGUGCCGUUUUGAGGCACGCAGGCUGUGUUGGGUGCCCUGCUGUCCGCCAGGACAAAAGGGGCUACAGUUUUUGGGAAAUCUGGGUAUGCGGCUUUGGGGCGACUA
Molecule: messenger RNA, 1305 nt
Organism: Linderina pennispora
Lineage: Eukaryota; Fungi; Kickxellomycota; Kickxellomycetes; Kickxellales; Kickxellaceae
Exons: 1
Coding region: 173-1111 (312 amino acids)
Source: RefSeq, a predicted model, not a curated record